Molecule: messenger RNA, 1458 nt
Organism: Aspergillus glaucus CBS 516.65
Lineage: Eukaryota; Fungi; Ascomycota; Eurotiomycetes; Eurotiales; Aspergillaceae
Product: putative C2H2 finger domain protein (Kin17)
Exons: 4
Coding region: 49-1035 (328 amino acids)
Biological process (GO): DNA damage response; DNA replication
Cellular component (GO): nucleus
Molecular function (GO): double-stranded DNA binding
Source: RefSeq, a predicted model, not a curated record
CAACAUCGCAUCCUUAUCCUUUCAGAUUCCCAUUAAUCGAUAGCGAAAAUGCCGCGCGCAGAAGCAGGAAGCAACAAGGCCAUCAGCAAUGGCAUGAAAGCGAAAGGUCUAGGCCGAUUGCGCUGGUACUGCCAAGCAUGCGAGAAGCAGAUGCGCGAUGAGAAUGGGUUUAAAUGCCACGUCCAAAGUGAAAGCCACGUCCGACAAGUACUGCUGAUCGGGGAGGAUCCGAAGAAAUACAUCGAAGACUAUAGCAAGGAGUUUGCGCAGAACUUUGUGAAUAUGCUGCGCACGACGCAUGGCGAGAAGAAAGUGCAGGUCAAUCAAUUCUAUCAGCAGGUUAUUCAGGAUAAACAUCACAUUCACAUGAACGCGACGAAAUGGAAGAGUUUAACGCAAUUCGCCGCACACCUGGGCCGGGAAGGGGUUUGCCGCGUCGAGGAAACGGAAAAGGGCCUGUUCGUGUCGUGGAUCGAUAACAGCCCCGAGACAAUGAAGCGACGCGAAACCAUCAUGAGAAAAGAACGACAGGACAAGGGUGAUGAGGAACGGGAGCAGAAGCAGAUCCAGGAGCAGAUUGAGCGGGCGCAAAAGAAUGCGGAUAAGGAGGAUGAAUCGGACCCCGAGGCAAAGUUGCUGCAGCGGAAGGACGGCGAGAAGGUCAAGUUGAAUAUUGGGUUCGGCGCGAAGCCUGAGUCUGAGAAACAGCCGUCUCCUGAGCAGAAAGAUAAAUCGACAACACCAGAAGCUGCCGCUGCUCCGACUGCAGAGACGCCUGCUCCACCCGCCGAGGCCGCGCCAGCACCAGCACCGAAAAUCUCCAUGUCUCUUGGCGGUGGGAAUAAACCGAAGAACGUGUUCGCGGCGGCUGCGAAGAAGAACCCGCUUGCCGGGAAGAAGGGACCGGUUAUGGAGGCUCCGAAGAAGAUGACGGAGCAGGAGAGGAUUAUGAAGGCUGAGAUGGAGGCUACGGAGCGGAAGCGGUCUCGUGGGCCAUCUGGGUUUCCUAAUGCUAAGCGGCCUAAGGUUUCAUGAGCUGUGGUUCAGAGGCAUUUAUACCCCCCCGUCCAUUGCCGCGCCGCGACUCCCAUCUUUUGGACAUGUUGUCUUCACACUCCCAAGAAAGGUUUCUAAACGUCCUCAUCAUCGACCCGGGUCCAGUCAUAUCAACAUUGUCUACCGGUGUGGUUUCCCUUGCGAUUGGACAUGCAAAGCUGCAAAAAUUGGAUAAGCUCUGGACACUGACGCUCAAAAAGAGCACUGGAACUGGACAGGACCUUGCAUUAAUCUAUAAUCGGAUAAUCGAAUGGUCAGAAUAUACCCUGUAUAUAGUUACGAAGCACCAUACUCCCCAGGCUGCUUAAUUCAUCACAUAGUCUGCGGUCAUGCUAUCUUACUGGUAAAUAGAAUAAGCUUAACGGCAUCUUGCAUGUGGCCCACUUAGGGUUUGGUUUGGAG